GGGGAGCGUGAGCCAAGGGGAGGGGGCCGCGGGUUUUCAUGUGCCCAGCAUGAGCUCCUACUUCGUCAACCCCCUGUUCUCAAAAUACAAAGGCGGCGAGUCCCUGGAACCGGCCUAUUACGACUGCCGGUUCCCUCAGAGCGUGGGCAGGAGCCAUGCGCUGGUGUACGGGCCCGGCGGCUCGGCGCCCGGCUUCCAGCACGCCUCGCACCACGUCCAAGACUUCUUCCACCACGGCACCUCCGGCAUCUCCAACUCGGGCUACCAGCAGAACCCGUGCUCUCUGAGCUGCCACGGAGACGCCUCCAAAUUCUAUGGCUACGAGGCGCUCCCCAGACAGUCCCUUUAUGGGGCUCAGCAAGAGACGAGCGUGGUGCAAUAUCCCGACUGUAAAUCCUCCGCCAACACUAACAGUAGCGAAGGACAAGGCCACUUAAAUCAGAACUCGUCUCCCAGCCUCAUGUUUCCAUGGAUGAGACCCCACGCUCCUGGGCGGCGCAGUGGACGACAAACUUACAGCCGGUAUCAGACCUUGGAACUAGAGAAGGAGUUUCUCUUUAAUCCUUAUUUGACACGAAAGCGCCGGAUUGAAGUCUCUCACGCCCUGGGACUGACCGAAAGACAAGUGAAGAUCUGGUUCCAGAACCGGAGGAUGAAGUGGAAAAAAGAAAACAACAAGGAUAAACUGCCUGGGGCCCGAGAUGAGGAGAAGGUGGAGGAAGAAGGGAACGAGGAAGAGGAGAAAGAAGAAGAGGAGAAGGAAGAAAAUAAGGACUAGGAAAAAGAACAACCCCCCCCCCAGCAACUCCCUUGAAGUUUCGUUUUAUGGUAGCAGAUAAAUUGAGAAGUUUACGACUGUCAUUUGCUUUUAUAGAGAAUAGAAUGACACUCACAACUCUAACUACCUGUCAGAUACUUGCAGCUCGGCUUUUAUUACCUUUGGACUUCCCCCGCUCUUUAUUUGUUUGGAGGCUGGGGGGGGGCGGGGAGACUGAGACACAGGGAAAAGUUCUGUUCCACUUCACACCGCCCAGCACACACUCACUUGUGCUUGCUUCUGAGCCCUUCCUGAAUUUUAAGGUCUAAGCCUACUCACACAUCCCAGUCCUCUCCACAUCCCCACCUCACUGCUUCUCUGGUAUUUAUUUUAAGGGGGAUCCCCCUGAAGAUGUAGAAGAUGGUUCUUAGGCUUUGCUUGUAUGCUAGGAAUUAGAAUACUGGAUUAACUUUUUUUUUAAUGAAAAAAAGGGGGGGAGAGGAGAAAAAACAGAAGAAAGGGGAAUGAAAGGGAAAAAAUUCUAAAAGAAAUAAAAGAUAGCAAAGAAGUGUCCCCUCCCCCUCUGAGGCUCCUUCCUUGGAAAACCCCCUUGACUUUCUCCAGGAACCUGAGAAUCUAUCCACCUCCUUCCUGAGGAGUAAAUAGGGGCCUGCCAUGGUCUCUAAAAUCCUACCUAUCCAUGUCAUAGUCCCUUGGGCCCAAGCCCUUCUUGCCUUGUUCUUGCUGUUAGAUCUCUGUUCUUUUGGGCCCGGCUUCCUCUGAGCUGUGUUAAGUGUUUGUGCUCAGAAAGCACCAUAAUCAUGAAAAUAAUAUACUGAUAAAAAAAACUUUAAUAUACUACCUAAAGGGAACCUGCAAUAAUCUUGGGAGGGGGGAAGAGAAAGAGAGAAAAAAACCCUAUUACAGGAGGAAAAAAAGAGGAAAAAAAA
Messenger RNA from Peromyscus leucopus (white-footed mouse), 1707 nucleotides. It is a transcript of the gene Hoxc8, whose product is annotated as homeobox C8. Gene Ontology annotation, molecular function: DNA-binding transcription factor activity, RNA polymerase II-specific; RNA polymerase II transcription regulatory region sequence-specific DNA binding. Gene Ontology annotation, cellular component: nucleus. NCBI's taxonomy places the organism in Eukaryota, Metazoa, Chordata, Mammalia, Rodentia, Cricetidae. The transcript has 2 exons. Gene Ontology annotation, biological process: regulation of transcription by RNA polymerase II. Bases 50 to 778 code for a protein of 242 amino acids. The record is from RefSeq and is a predicted model, not a curated record.